Molecule: messenger RNA, 1170 nt
Organism: Lycium barbarum (goji berry)
Lineage: Eukaryota; Viridiplantae; Streptophyta; Magnoliopsida; Solanales; Solanaceae
Product: homeobox-leucine zipper protein ATHB-40-like
Exons: 3
Coding region: 346-978 (210 amino acids)
Biological process (GO): positive regulation of DNA-templated transcription
Cellular component (GO): nucleus
Molecular function (GO): DNA-binding transcription factor activity, RNA polymerase II-specific; sequence-specific DNA binding
Source: RefSeq, a predicted model, not a curated record
GUACCAACUCCGCCUGAAUCUCAAACAAAUCGAGUUCGAUUAUAUGACUAUUGUAUUCACUAUAGCUAAUUAAACAAAAAUUAUCCUUCCGGUGUAAAUUCCAAACAAUUGCACAUGGAAUCUGAAUAUUGUAAAGAGAAGGGAGGUAUAUUCGAGUGGGCUAGCUUUAUAAAUAGUCACACCAAGUAAUAUCCCAAGUCUUAAAAAUAGGCACUUCCUUCUUAUAAGUCUACAUACACUUCCUCCCUUUGCUUCACUAUCUAUCCACUUUCAUUUCAACUUGAGCAAGCAAUAGCUAUAACAAGAGAGCCACCUAGAAAAAAAGAAAGAAAAAAAAAGGAUAUUAUGUCAAACAGCAUGACUCACCAGGUUGAUGAUAAAAUGGUAGUGAUCUCUCAGUACUAUCCUGAUAUUAACACCCAACUCUUAUCCCAACAAGGCGAGGAGAAACCGCGCCAGAGACGAAAAAAGAACAAAGGUGAAGGGAGCAGCAAUGCUAAUAAUGGAGUAUUGAGGAAGAGGAAGCUUAGUGAAGAACAAGUUAAUCUUCUUGAACGGAGCUUUGUGGACGAGCCCAAACUGGAGACUGAGAGAAAAGAUAGGCUUGCUUCUGAGCUUGGCCUUGAUCGUCAACAAGUUUCUGUUUGGUUCCAGAAUAGGAGGGCUAGAUGCAAGAACAAGAAACUGGAAGAGGAAUAUUCCAAGUUGAAGUCUAAAAAUGACAGUGCGAUCGUUGAAAAUUUUCGACUUGAAACUGAGGUGUUGAAGAUGAAGGAGCAGUUAUCUGAAGCAGAAAAGGAGAUACAAAGGCUAUUAUUGGAGCGUAAUUGCAAUAAUAGCCCAAUUAGUACUUCAUCAUUCUCAAUGGAGCAACCACCUUUUAAUCUUGGGGAGUUUGGAAUGGCGGGAGGAUUAAUGGAUAAUGUGUUCUUUGCUGCCGAUGAUCAUACCACUUAUAUAACUCUCUGGGAUUAUUAGAAUGGACUUAUUAUAUAACUUAUAUAUAUAUAUAAUCUGAUCUGUGAUUAAGUUCUAAUUAGAUAAGCUCCCUCAUGUAGAAUUGUACAUAUAUUUAGUAACCCACGCACCUAAUGUAUAUGUGCAUCUUUCUUUUGCCUUUGCUUUCGGGUUAUUACUAUUGUAUAGUAAUGUAUAAUUAUGUUUUCGCAA